Sarcophilus harrisii (Tasmanian devil) is the source of this 6144-nucleotide messenger RNA. RefSeq names its product MyoD family inhibitor domain containing 2 (gene MDFIC2). NCBI's taxonomy places the organism in Eukaryota, Metazoa, Chordata, Mammalia, Dasyuromorphia, Dasyuridae. The coding region runs from base 1 to 558 and encodes 185 amino acids. The transcript is spliced from 4 exons. The record is from RefSeq and is a predicted model, not a curated record.
AUGGAAAAUCGUUUGAAUUUGGAUUUGGAUGACACAGAAUUAUCCAAUUCAAGCCAAAAUCCCCUUGAAGAUUCUGAUACUCAACUCACAAAUGAAAAACACUCAGAUGAGAAAUCUGUUAAGGGCAUCGUUAUAAAUUCAGUAUCCGAAUUCAAUAUUGCCGACGCACCAUCCAAGGAAGCCCCCAAUGAGAAAAAACUGUCAGCAUCCAGCACAUCAUUAUCUUCUCCUGAAGAGUGCCAAACAAAAUUCUCAUACCUCCAAAACGAUACAUCAUUUCAUCAGAGAGACAAUGAUGAUGAAUGUGCCUCACUUAUUCUCACCUGUCUGUUUUGCCAAUUUUUGGAUUGCCUUCUAAUGCUGCCUGAUACUUGUGAAACUGUGUGCAUAAAUACGUGCUGCCCAUCUCAUCGAUACCAUCAUGCCUCCGAUGAGAAUCAUGCCAGAAAUGACUGCAAUUGCAGUUGUGAUGUUGACUGCAGCCUGUUUGAAUCUUGUCACGAGACAAGCGAGUGCUUAGAGCUGGCCAUGGAGAUUUCAGAAAUCUGUUACCGCUAACAUAAGAAAGCACCAGAUCAAGAAAGAAAGAAAGAAAGAAAGAAAGAAAGAAAGAAAGAAAGAAAGAGAAAGACUCUGAUUUCCUAGAAAUUUCCCAUAUGACCAGGAUGUGAGGUCUAUUUGUUAUAAACAUCUUGGACUCUGUAUAUCACAUUAUCUUGCAUCCAUUUGGGAAGAAUUGCAUUCCGCACGCAAGGUCCUUGUUCACAAUUUCACAACUGCACGACACUCAGAAACAAAAUCUUUAAUCGUAGAUGAAACACAAAUCCAAAACAACUGACACAAAAUGUUUUCACUGCAUUCCUGCUUCCCAGCUGGCAUGCUAAUCCCCUCUUUCUGUGACUACAUUCACCAGCUUGCACCAUGGAUUCAGCCCUAUCCCCAAAUUCCGGGAGAACUGGGGCACUCUUUUAGGAUUGACAUCCAUAUAUUAGCUCUUCUUCUUAAUAGACUCAUACAUAAACAUCAUGCUUUGUUGGUUACUAUUAAUAAUGGAUGAUAGAACAUCAUUUUAUAAUUAAAAAUUUAUUUAUACAAUCCCUUAAAACUCACUUAUAUGUUCAGUUUAGGUAGAAAAGGGAAUUAAAUGAUUAGGAACCAUGUUGCUGUAAUUACAGCCGAUGUCUCUGAAACAUCUCUGGUGGAUUUGAAGUCUGAUGUGCUUCAGCGGAGUGCUGUAAUUCUAGACCAUAUUAAUCUGUGUCUAUGAUUAUGCCAUAACAGGUUAUGUCUAUUUUUAAUUUGUUACAGGAAGGUUCUCCUUAGUUCUAAUGAGCAUUAAUGGGAAUUGUGUGCAUGUUUCAGGAGGAGAAUGACCUCGGUUAAUCAAUUGCUUUUUUUCCUGAUUUCUGUCAUAGGGUAAACAGGAGAAUGCAAAAGAAACUACAGUUUUCUUAGCUUGAAUUUCUACGAGCACUAAAAAGAUAUAAAAAUGCGGCUAUCCAUUCAGCAUGGAGCUCUUAAUGCAGCAUGUCACUCAGAUACUAUGGAUUUUUCCCUUCCUGAUAAAGUUUGUAAUUAUUAACAUUAAUAAAAAUUUUGACCACCACAACAUACUUGUAUAGUAACCAAGGACACAAUAUGAAAUAGAAAAUGAUUUCUUAGUUCAAAGCAGGGAAAAGAAAACAGACAAUUUUCUCUGAAAAUCUUUCUUGAUUAUAGUUAUUGCAGAAUAUACCUUAAUUUCAGGAGACUCCAUUCUGUUGUCUUUAAGCAAACAAUGCUCAUCAAUUUGCUCUUGUGAUUUUCCACCUACCCUGCCAUUACAGCACCUCUUCUCACCAGGAAGAAUGAUCCUCCAGACUCCACUCUGUAAAUAGUCUAUCCAUACAUCACCCCCAUUCUCCAUGCCCUUUCUCUCCCUCCCAGUGAAAUUUUGGCUCUGUGCCCUGAUGUUGAGCUGUUCUGAUUAGUGGGUUAGUCAAUGAAAAUUCACCCACUAUAUCCAGUAAGUCCCAGACUAUACCAAACCUUCUAGCCAUCCACCAGUAUACCAGAAUCUAUUUAGCAUGAGUACCUUGACAUCAGCCCUUCCUGUCUAGAUAUUCCCCUCCCUCCCAUUGCUUGAUCUUGUUCUGAUAAUAGCAACCAAAUAUUUUUUGCUUCUAGACAGGGAAUAAAAUUCCAUGGCUCCAUUCAUAAUCCCUGUGGCUUGCUUAAACCAAACUUUUCUCCCUAGAGAACAUGUUUAUUCCCCUAUUAGAAUGUAAGCUUUUUGAAAGCAGGAUUUCUUUUUUCCAUAUUUUCACCCCCAUCAUUUAGCACAGUGUCUGGCUUAUAAAAGAUACUUAAUAUUAUUGACUGACUUUAAGAGAAGACAACUAAUUAAUAAAUAUUUUCCAACUGCCAACAUUUUUACACAAACAUCUUGAAACUCUUAGUUAUUGGUCUUGUCUUCCAUUUUUUAAAAAAGAUUUUGAAAAAGCCUAUUAAAAAGCUAAAGAACAGAUCAAUUACAUCAAAUCAUCUUUACCCAGUUGGAAUUAACUUUCUGAACAUUGGAGCUGAGCUUUUCUUUCCCAUUUUAACUUGAGUUCACAUAAUAUUAGAUUCAGAUUGAAAAAGCCCACAAACAUCCAAUUUCCUUAUAGAAAACAAUUCUAGAAAAGUGAAAUUACUUGUCCAAAGUAACAUAGGUAAUGAGAAGCAAAGCUCAGAUCAGAUCCCAGUUCCUCUUGCUCUAAAUUCAGCCUUCUUCACUGGGUGAUAGGGGAGUUGGCUGUCUUUUACCAGUUCCCAAAUCAGAUAGUCCCAAGAUUCAAAUCAGACCUACCAUGAUAUUUGGAGUCUUGAGGUCACUGUUUCCACUUAGGAACAUUUUGGACUCUAUCCCAUUUUGGAUGUAGAAAACGUGAAGAAUAGAAUUCAUCAUAAAAUCAUACAUUUAGACCUUGAAUGAGUCAUCUAAUCUAAUUCCUUCAUUUGACUGUUGGGUAAAGUGAGGCUGGGAAAGCUCUGAAGAUUAGUGUGCAGUGAGUCUGGAAAGUGGUAGGCUGGACUUCAUAUUCUCUAUUUUUUGCUCUCUCUGCCUCCCAACACCACCACCACCAUCACCAAAGACAAUGACUUAAAUAGAAUACUGGGAGAUUAAAGAACUGGAAAAUGUUUUGGUUUUUUUCUCCUUUUUUGAAUUGCAGCAAAAGUCCUGUGCAAACAGCAAGAUGUCCUCACUUUCCUUACUAAGUUCACCCACUGAACAUUUUUUUAGAAUUAACUGUGAUACAUGGGAAAAUGCCAGUUUUACAUGAUGUGAAAAUAUUCUCUUCUUUAUAAACCAUAAUAACACAGCAUCCAUUUUUCAAACAAAAAUUUUACUUUAAUCAUAAGAUCAUAGAUCAAAUUUCAGAAUCCAUAGAGUGCAAACAUUUCAAUACUUCAAUAAUCAAUAGUCGAUAAAUAAUUAUUAAGCAUCUCCCAUGUGCCAGGCAUUGUGCUAAGUGCUGGAGAUGCAACUAUAAAAAUAAAAAUGUCCCUGCCUAUAUAAGGAGCUUAAAAUAUAAUGGGAAAAUCAAUAAACAAAAUGAGAGGUGGAACAGAGUUUGGGGGUGUAAGGGACUAGGCAAAGAAAUCCGUGAAUGCAGAGAAUCCAAAGAAUCCAAAUCACUUUGUAGAUAAGAAGCUGAGAAUCAGAAGUGACUUGUCCAAAGUCACAUGUAUAAUAAUAAUGAUCAUAGGAGAAUUUGAAAUUAGGAUCCUGGACCCAAAGUCAGCGUUGUUAUUUUCGCCCCCUACAUCAUAUGACUUUACUGUACUAAGAAGCAUAGCUGGUAAACCCCACACAGGUAGAAAGAUUUAAUUAAAUGCUUAGAAACACAUAAAGGGAGGGAAAAGAUGUGGAUGUGAUGACUGAUGAGAUGUAAAUGUCAGAAUCUGGGAGCAGCACGCGGGUGUUUUUUGCAGCAACGGAAUAUCCUGCUUUUGAAUAUAAAGAAUGUGACAGUCAUAAAGGAAGAGAUUCCCAGGGACACACAAACAUGCGCAUGCACAAACACACACACACACACACACACAUACACACACACAUCCCAAAAGUGAUUUGAGAACAUGCAACCCUUUUAGAGAAUCGGGAACUAUGUUGUUCCCACAGCAAUAUAUAAGCUCACAGUCUCUUUCUCAUGGAUCUGCUCCACGGGUUUUAUAAAAACUAGCGCAUCUCUACAAGGAGACAAAAAAGUAUGGGAAACACUGGCAAAAUGCAGUUACGUUUAACUCGGUUUUGAAAUUUCUCCACUGCUGAAGAUGACAGACCUGCAAAACGAAUUAGCAUCUCUGGACAAUCAAAGCAAAUUGAGUGAAAUUCUCUUAAGUAUUUUCCAAGGGACUAAGAAAACACAGACAAGGAAACUGGGCAAAUAGAAAACUCCAUGUGGGGCAUAUUAGAAAUCGUUUUAAAGUACAAAUGCAUAGAUGGAAAAUGUUGAAAUGGGAGUUUCAUAAAUAAUCUUCCACUAUAAAUUGGAACAAAAUAAAGCAAUGUUAAUAAUGUAACUUGAGGCACAUUGCAGAUGCUCUGGUCAAAUGACAGGCUCUCUCCCUAGGAUAUAUAAAAUUUUAAACAUUGGUAAAAUGUCAAGGAAUAUGUUUACUUAAUUUAAAAAAUGUUGUCAAAUUGUUCAUUUAAUUGACUUAUUCAGCUUAUUUAGGAGGCUCUGUGAAUUAGUCUCUCUCCUCAGAAGCAGGAGCUCAAAAAUCAAAUUCAGUUUCUAGCUGUAUAAUUGGGGAUGAAUUACUUCAAUUCUCUGAUCAUCAAUUUCCUCAUCUGUAAAAUGGAAAUAUUAAUUCCCAUAGCACAUACAUGGAAGCAUUGUUGCAAGAAUAAAAUGAGAUAAUUUCAAUAAAAUGUGUCCUGCAAAUUUUAGAAUGCAAGAUAAACAAAAUGUAUUGUCAUUUUAUUUUAAGGCCAGAUAGAACUGUUGUAUGAGCACAUGAAAUCACUAGUUUUUUGUUUUGUUUUUUUUGUAAGGUAAAAUGAACUAAGGUACUAGAUCUAUCUUCAAAGGUAUGGAAAUUUAUUGAGACAGAAAUUGCUACAUUUUUGUCUUUAUAGGCCUCAAAGCCUAGCAUAAUCUCUGGUCCAAACCUAGCAAUAUCAAAGGUUUGUUAUUUAUUUGUAUAUUUAUAUGUGUAUAAACAUAAAAAUACAUACAUAUAUAUGUAUAAACAUAUAAAUAAUGUUUAUGUCAAUAUGGCUAAGCUAGAACACUUAGGAUCCCUUAAAGCCCAAAUGUGAUUUCCUCCUUUAAUCAUUCCCUCUCUUAUUUCUCUGUGUGUUUAUAGUCUCUGCUAGCAGUCUCUGAACACUUUCCAUUUUUAUCAAGGAGAUAUCCUCAAGCAUAGACCAUUAUCAGAAAAAAAAAAAAAGUUUUUAAAGUACACACAGGGGUCAGUAGUGCUACUAUUUUCAAUCAUUUUUAUUUCUGCUAAUAAUAAUAAUUUCCAUUUUCCUGGAAACUUUUGUUCUUUGUUAUGUUGAAAUUGAUCCUGGAGUGCUUUUAAAUGCCUUUUCCAGCAUCAUUUAUUUUGUUGCUGUCAGCAGCAUUUGGUCAGUCAAGUCAGUCAAUUAGCAUUUAUUAAUGAGCUGCUAUAUGCUUCUGUGGCACACUUUGGCUGGAUGAUCCAGUCAGUUUCCUUGAUUUCAUCUUCUCAAGUACAAUUACAUUUCUUUAUAUUGCAAUAAGAUAUUAAGAUAUCAUAUUCCAAAUGUAAUGAUUCCAUUGUCAUCAAUGAUGAGAAGAUUAUUAUAGACCCAUUGGAAAAUUUGUUCCAUUUUAUUUCUAGUUGUGGUCCUAUUUUAGUCAACGGUCAGUAGAAAUUAACCAUCUACUAUGAGUAAGGCACUGUGCUAAGCAAAGGGCAUAUUAAUACAAAAAAGUCUCUGCUCUCCAGAAGUUCAAAAUGGGGGGGAGGAAGGGAAGGAUCAGAUAGGUGUGAAAGGUCAGCAAUAUAAAGAGGAAAGAAGUUACUGAAGGAUGAUUGGAUUUCACUGGAUGAUAACAUUUGCCACUUAUCAGCUAUAUAAGUGUUAUUGGGAUAAGCUCAUUUACAACAUAUUUUAGUGGAAUAGCAUGAUAUUUGUAUUCAGGAAGA